Oldenlandia corymbosa var. corymbosa is the source of this 1137-nucleotide messenger RNA. The record is from the annotation of a GenBank genome assembly. NCBI's taxonomy places the organism in Eukaryota, Viridiplantae, Streptophyta, Magnoliopsida, Gentianales, Rubiaceae.
AUGAAAAAGGCGAAGGCGAAGAAGCAGCGGGUGUCGGCGGUGGAGCUUCCACAAGACGCCGUCGUCGAGAUACUUUCCAGGUUACCCGUGAAAACCCUGUUACGAUUUAAAUGUGUUUGUAAACUGUGGAACUCUCUUAUUUCCGACCCCAAUUUUGUUCUGUCUACCUCCGGGAGGGAACGCAUAAUUGUGAGGAGUUAUUCAGAGCCGAUGAGUUUUUAUUCAAUAGAUGAUGAGUUUUCAGUGGUGAAGCUUCCAAUUCCACAUGUUGAAUAUUUAGAUGAUUCUGAUAAGUUUAAAUUCUUGGGUAGCUGUAAUGGUUUAGUACUCUUUCUUGCGGAUGAACAUUUAUAUUUAUGGAACCCGUUGACGAAUUCAUGUCGUUUAAUGCCUCAACUCAAUGAUUUGGUUGGCAAAUUGAAUUCACGUUAUCCCAUGUCUUGUGGAUUUUGUUUCGACAAGUCCUCUGAUGAUUACAAAGUGGUGACAGUAACUAUGGUACAUACUGGAGGUGGUAUAAACUCCUCCGUUUAUGUUGCUUCCUUAAAGGAGGGGAAAAUGCCAAUGGAAUUUAGUAUCCCUUAUAGAUUUUCUUACAGCUACCCUCAUGUUUUGGAGGAACAUUUACAUUGGAUAGUGAAGGAAAAGAUUGGUAGUGCACAGUUAAUUCUUUAUUUUGAUCAGGAGGCGAAUCAGUUUAGAGAAUUGUCUUUGCCAGACGACCAUGAAUAUGGUGAUGCAGUUUCUGUUUAUUAUUUUGGGUUUACUAUUCUAGAUGGAUGCCUUUGUAUCUCUCGCCAUUUAAACCAUGACGCAACUGAUGUCUUAAUAAUGAGAGAGUAUGGUGUUAAACAUUCUUGGACUAGGUUGUUCACUCUAAGAGGACAUUUUGUGCCCCUUCAUGCUAGAAUAUCAGAUAACCUUGCAUUGGUUACAGAUCACGAGUAUCUAUAUACGUACAAGUCACAAAAUAAGUACACAGGGAAAAUUAAAGGCCAAGCUGACCAGCAUCAUCAAAGAAGAUACUACUUGAGAAACAAAGCCUGCGAGAAGAUUAAAUAUGGAUCGGUUGCCCUGAAAAUUAAAGCUGAUCCUCUCAAGUACAUGGAAAGUUUGGCAUCUGUUGAUUCAAUAUAG